CUCUCUCUCCGACCUCUAGAGUUAAGAUUUAGAGUUACCAUUUCGGGAAUGGAGUCACCGGCGGCUUGGAUGGAUCCGAGCCUCGAGAUUGACAAGCUGAGCUACGAGAUCUUCUCCAUUCUUGAGAACAAGUUCCUCUUCGGCUACGACGACCCUAAGCUCUUCCGGCCUGCCAGAAGCCCGCUGGGGACGCCCCUCAAGGCCUCCGCUGCGGCCGGGAGGGUCCGCAUCCUCUCCAUCGACGGCGGCGCCUCCGACGGCCUCCUCGCCGGUGUCGCCCUCGCCCGCCUCGAGGCCUCCCUCCGCAAGCUCUCCGGCGACCCCGCCGCCCGGAUCGCCGACUUCUUCGACCUCGCCGCCGGAUCCGGCGCCGGCGGCGUCCUCGCUUCCAUGCUCUUCACCCGCGGCCCUGACGGCCACCCGCUCUUCUCUGCUGACGACGCCCUCCGCUUCCUCGCCAAGAACCGCUCCCGUCUCGCCGCCACCGGCGAGAAGGGGCUUCUGCACAAGAUCUUCCGGCGAUCGGGCGGCGGCGACGGGACAUUCUUCCGGCGGAUCUUCGGCGACGCCACUUUGCGGGAUACCGUGAAACCGGUGCUGAUCCCGUGCUACGAUUUAGCUUCCGGGGCACCGUUCGUCUUCUCGCGGGUGGACGCGGUGGAGACGGACGGCUACGAUUUCCUGAUGCGCGAGGUGUGUGCCGCGACAUGCGCCGCGACGGCGGCGGCGGAGAUGCGGUCGGUGGACGGCCGGACGCGGAUCCGGGCCGUCGGCGGGGGACUGGCGAUGAGGAACCCCACGGCGGCGGCCGUGACGCACGUUCUAAACAACAAGCACGAGUUCCCCUUCGCCACCGGCGUGGAGGACCUCCUGGUGGUGUCUCUUGGUGCCGGGGAGACGGACAUCGCCGGAAGAUCGCCGGCGCCACCGUCCGCGGCUGAACUCGUCCGGAUCGCUUGUAUGGGCCAGGCCGACAUGGUGGAUCAAGCGGUGGCCAUGGCCUUCGGAAAGAGCAGGACGACGAACUACGUCCGAAUUCAGGGACAUGGGGUCAGUUUGGGAAGAGCUGAUGAUGGAGUGGAAGCGGCAGAGCAGACGAUGGCGGAGAGAAACGUGGAGUCGGUUCUGUUCCGGGGGAGGAAGUUAACGGAGCGAACUAACGGCGAGAAGCUGGGGUGGGUAACGGAGCAACUGAUCAAGGAGCACGAACGGAGGAGGAGCGGCAGCGUGCCGACGGUCCUGAUCAAGCCGGUGAUCACGCCGAGGACGUCCUGCUCGACCACCACCACUACGGUGUCCAGCCUGACCUCCUCUGGGUCUCCAUGAUUCUGACACGCGUCGCAUCAUUAUGUUGUGGAAGGACUUUUUUUUUAGCUGAUGAUCGGUGUGCUCCCCCUGCCUGGAGCCGAUGGACGGUCAGGAUGGAAGAGGAGAGCCGAGAGAUACCGUGGAUGAUGGUGUAUCACGUGUACAUUGCAGGAUUGUAGGAUUUUUCUUCUAAAAUCUUUUUUUGGUUUUCUUUCAUGCUGCAUGGGGGCUUCAGGAGGGAAAGCUUUAGUCUUGUGUUGCACUUGGAAAUGUCUAUAUUGAGGUGAAAUUUGUUCACAAGAUUGACAUAGCAAACUUUGUUGCCUGAGA
Messenger RNA from Phoenix dactylifera (date palm), 1638 nucleotides. RefSeq names its product patatin-like protein 3. Lineage: Eukaryota; Viridiplantae; Streptophyta; Magnoliopsida; Arecales; Arecaceae. Gene Ontology annotation, biological process: lipid metabolic process. The record is from RefSeq and is a predicted model, not a curated record.